GUUCCGUCGAGCGGGCACGCCUGGCGCUGCGGCGCUGCGGCGCUGCACGAGCGGCCUUCGCUGCAGCGGCGCCCGCUCGCUCCUUCGGCCGCUCUCUCGCUCGAGCUGCACCGUGGCCCUCGCUCGCCCGGCCCCCCCCCCGGUGCACAUCGAGAACAUCGUCUACCUCGUCGGGCGGGCAGACGCCCUCUCCACGACGCUGGUGCUGGCGGCGGUGCUCGCGUACCUGCGCUUCACGCUGGGCCGCGGUGCCAGGUGGCCGUGGUGGGGCCACCCCGGCCUGGUUCUGCUGACCGUGGCUGCUGGCCUGUGCAAGGAGCCAGGGUUCACGGCGCUGUUCUUCCUUGCCUGCGCGGAGGUGCUGCUCCGCGCGCGCUGGCGCCACGUCGCUGCCCUGGCGCUCUCGUUCGUGGCGGUGGGUGCUGCAAGAACGUGGUACGUUGGCGGCUCGGAUGCGGGCUUCGGAUAUGUGGACACGCCAGUGCGUUACCAGGACG
Molecule: messenger RNA, 497 nt
Organism: Prorocentrum cordatum
Lineage: Eukaryota; Dinophyceae; Prorocentrales; Prorocentraceae
Source: the annotation of a GenBank genome assembly